Adineta steineri is the source of this 1716-nucleotide messenger RNA. Lineage: Eukaryota; Metazoa; Rotifera; Eurotatoria; Adinetida; Adinetidae. The record is from the annotation of a GenBank genome assembly.
AUGGAACAAAUAAAACGUGAACGAAGUAACAAUUUUCAUCAUGUUUAUCAAGCUUUUGAUUCACUUAAUGCACGAUUUUAUAAUCUUAUAACGAAUACAACUCUUCCAAUUGAAGUCAAUCUUUCAUCUAUAUCAAAAUCGACAUUUCAACGAUACAAUAAAGAUAUUAUUCUACCGAAUAAACACCGAAUUCAUUCACUUCAUUUAUCAAAUCCGUGUUUAUAUGAUGAUAUUUCUUCGCCAAUUCAUAUUCUAUCCCAGUUUCUUCAUCUCAAAACACUCAGUCUUCAUAAUAUAGAAUCAAAACAUCUUGAAUAUCUCCUUCCUACAUUAGUUUCUUUACCACGCCUCUCUUCAUUAUCGAUCACAUCCAUAGACAUUAUUGUAAAUAGGACUGCUAUCUAUUCUCAAAUAAUUCGUCUGCCUGCAUUGAAAUAUUGCAGCUUAUCAUUGAAGGGAUCACAUUACAGUGAAGUACCAUUACCGAUACUCGAUAAAUACAGUACUAUCGAGCAUUUAAUCAUCAACCACGGUAUUUCCACCAAUGAACUUUACAAUUUAUUAUCGUAUAUUCCUCAACUUCGUCGUCUAUAUGUUUGUUAUAUACUCAACUCGUGGACGACAUAUAUGAAACUAUCUCCAUUUGUAUUACCUUAUUUAACGCAUGUUUCACUAGAUCUAAGCUCCAUAAGCUUUGCUGUAUUCGAAGAAAUGAUUAUUGAUAUUUUUCAUGUAGUACACGUUUUACAUAUUUUCAUACGUAAUAAUAAUGAUCAAAUGUAUAUAAACGCUAAUAGAUGGGAACAAUUGAUAUUAUCUUAUAUGCGAAAUUUACGUAUAUUCGAUAUUCGACAUGAAACUUGGUCGAGAAAUAUUACUACUAAUAAUCAAAUGAUAUUGAAUACUCCAACUGAUAAGUUUACAUCUUCAUUUUGGAGCGAACGACAAUGGUUUUUUACACAACAAUUUAUUCAAGAACGCGAUAGAAAUUGUACAAUCUUUUGUUCAAUAGAUCCAUAUAGAAGAAAAUAUUAUAUAUUAUGUAAGCAAAUUCAUCCAUCAACUUGUUUAAAUUCGAAGAAAACUCAUUUGCAAUCUGUUCAACAUCUUCGAAUUGACAAUGAAAAUCAAAUAAUAGACUGUACAUAUUAUUUUCCAAAUGUAACUACGCUUACUCUUGAAAAUAGUCUUUCGUGUACCCGUAAAUUAAUCACAAUCAAUCUCAAUCACAUUAUUCCUUUGAAACAACUGACUAAAUUAGUUAUUAAAUCUCGUUCUUUUUCCUUGACAAAAAUAAUUGAAGUAUUACGCUUUACACCCCAUAUUCGUACAUUAAUAUUCGAAUCUAUGCCACUUUAUGGGGUUAAUUAUAAAUCUAUUCAACAAAAUCAAACUUUUCAAUUAGUAUCCAAUACAAAUAUGAUUACAAAUGUGACGUUUAAACAAGGAUGUACAUUAAAUAAACUUCAACUAUUUGUUGCUUUAUGUUCUCGAAUUCAACAUUUAACAAUAGGUCAUGAUACGGAGGAUUUAGAAUCAAUAGUACGAUUUCUAUUGAAGAAAAGAAAUGAAAAUACGAGUCAUUUGUGCUUAAUACGUCUUGUAUCGACGUGUCCAUUUUUUCUUACAACAUUGAAAACAUUGAUCGAAUCUGAGACAUUACUUACUGAUUAUAAAUUAAAAAAAAUCAAUACUGAUAUACAUUUAUGGUGGUAA